GUUUUAAGUCAUUUGAGGCGGGUUCUGAGUAGAUUAUGGGCUGGAGAUUUGAGCAGAACCUGGCAACCCUGCGCAUCAUACAGGCGACAGGAAUUAAAACCUGCGUAUCACAGAAGACGCCACAGUAGAAUUAAAUAUAUUUGCCAGCAGAUACAUAAAGGGUUGAAAGUGUUUUACGCUAAUCUGUGAGUGACAUUGGACGAAUGCAAUCGCGAGGUUCUGAACGACAACAUCGAGCAACUGGCUAGCAAGUAGAGAACACGGAGGAAAAACUCGCCGUUUGGUGGCAGAGGGAAGAUUUUCUGCGAUAUAUAACUGCAUUGCAUUGCCGGCAGCGGUUAUGGGGCCUUCCACGAGGAGUCUUCAGCAGAUGGCCAUCUUUAUGACCCUCUUUACCGGCGGGGGCUGCUCCAUGAUGUAUUACCUUAUGCAAAAGAACUUUGCCAGGUCUGAGUACUACCGCCUGCCGUUGGAGCGCCUCAGUGAUCACCCUGUUGCCAUGGAGAUCCUGGGAGCCCCGCCCCUGAAGGCCCACAACAUCCGCCUGACGGACCGACACAACCGCAUCGACCAGACCAGCGCUCAGAUUAAAAUUCCAGUGACGGGCUCUAAGACUGGUGGUUAUCUCUACGCUUCCUCAUCCAAAAAUAUCUCUUUGAACAGAUGGCAGCUCCAGGAAGCGGUGCUUCAGCUGAGGGAAGGCGGGCGGAUCGACAUCCUGGCUUAAUGACCCGGAGGCCCUGGAGCACAACGGAGACGAUCGCGCAGAAAACCGGCUUUAGUCCGUCUCCUCUCCCCGUUCCUGGGAGCGCGAUGGAGCACGGGCGAACGUUUAACUCCCGGCCACACGGAGAACAAUAACCGUAAAGAUUCAAAUAUGCAUCACGCGCGUCUGAAGUUUGGUGCUGGUCACACCACAGCAGUGCUAUGUAAAUAAAACGGUCAUAUUGGCAGGUAUAAUAGAAAGAAGACAUUUAAAAAUGCGUUUUGUGUGUGUGUGUGAUUGAGUGCUUGAAUGAAAUAAAUUGGCAGGUGUGUUUAUCCAAAAAA
This is a messenger RNA of Conger conger (European conger), 1050 nucleotides long. Its product is annotated as cytochrome c oxidase assembly factor 1 homolog. The record is from RefSeq and is a predicted model, not a curated record. Gene Ontology annotation, cellular component: mitochondrial inner membrane. The transcript is spliced from 6 exons. Gene Ontology annotation, biological process: mitochondrial respiratory chain complex I assembly; mitochondrial respiratory chain complex IV assembly. Lineage: Eukaryota; Metazoa; Chordata; Actinopteri; Anguilliformes; Congridae. Bases 341 to 727 code for a protein of 128 amino acids.